Arabidopsis arenosa is the source of this 658-nucleotide messenger RNA. NCBI's taxonomy places the organism in Eukaryota, Viridiplantae, Streptophyta, Magnoliopsida, Brassicales, Brassicaceae. The record is from the annotation of a GenBank genome assembly.
AUUCAAAAACACAUUCUUCUAUCAAAAGUUCAAAACAUUCUAUCUAUAUCUAUCUUAUACUAGAUAUUAAUCUUCCCCUCCUACUAAAAUGAAGAGUAAGUUCAUUAAGUCCUGCGAAAAGAAACUGAAAAAGAUGACAACCAAAGUCAUAAUACCUUGUGCGUCUUGCGAGGCAUGCUACGAGAGAAUUUGCUGGGCAUUCAAGAAGGAAGCUGAGGUGAUACCAAGAGAUGUCCCUAAGGGACAUUUGGUUGUCUAUGUGGGAGAAGAGUACAAGAGGUUUGUGAUAAAGAUCAACUUGCUUAAACACCCACUCUUCCAAGCAUUGCUGGAUCAAGCACAAGAUGCUUACGGUUUCAGUGCUAACUCCAGACUAUGGAUUCCAUGCAAUGAGAGUACUUUCCUCGAUGUUGUCCGUUGCGCUGGUGCUCCACAGCAUCAGAAUAACUGCAUAUGUAUCUAGGAAGGUUCUUGUACAGGGAAUUCAAGACAUUCAUUGAUUUAUCCGGCUCCACGUUUACAAAAAGAAUGUUGUUCAAUGCUAAGCUAUCGGGGUACACUAAUAAUAUAAGACUUUUUGUAUUAAAUGUGUCUUUCAAUUCAGCGGGAAAUGUAUUACUAUUAGCUACAAGGAAAGCAAUAAAAUAUGAUUAAAGUU